AGAGAAGGAUGUCACCAGUGGUUCCCUCUAGAAGGGCAGGAAGAUAACAGCAACUUUACAGGUGCCAUAUGAGACACUGAAUAAACGCUUUCGAGCUGCUCAGAAAAACAUCGACCGUGAGACAAGCCACGUCACCAUGGUGGUGGCCGAGCUGGAGAAGACCUUGAGCAGCUGCCCUGCCGUGGACUCUGUGGUCAGCCUCCUGGACGGCGUGGUGGAGAAGCUCAGCGUCCUCAAGAGGAAGGCGGUCGAGUCCAUCCAGGCUGAGGAUGAGAGCGCCAAGCUGUGCAAGCGCAGGAUCGAGCACCUCAAGGAGCACAGCAGCGACCAGCCAGCGGCAGCCAGCACGUGGAAGAGGAAGCGCAUGGACCGCAUGAUGGCCGAGCACCUGCUGCGCUGCGGCUACUACAGCACGGCCGUGAAGUUGGCGCGGCAGAGCGGCAUCGAGGACCUGGUGAAUAUCGAGAUGUUCCUGACGGCCAAAGAAGUGGAGGAGUCCCUGGAGAGGCGCGAGACGGCCACCUGCCUGGCCUGGUGCCACGACAACAAGUCCCGGCUCCGGAAGAUGAAGAGCUGCUUGGAGUUCAGCCUAAGGAUUCAGGAGUUCAUUGAACUCAUCCGGCAGAACAAGAGACUGGACGCUGUGAGACAUGCGAGAAAGCACUUCAGCCAGGCUGAGGGCAGCCAGCUGGAUGAAGUCCGCCAGGUCAUGGGCAUGCUGGCCUUCCCGCCGGACACGCACAUCUCCCCAUACAAGGACCUCCUGGACCCGGCCCGGUGGCGAAUGCUGAUCCAGCAGUUCCGGUAUGACAACUACCGACUGCACCAGCUGGGAAACAACUCCGUGUUCACCCUCACCCUGCAGGCUGGCCUCUCAGCAAUAAAGACGCCACAGUGCUACAAGGAGGACGGCAGCUCCAAGAGCCCUGACUGCCCCGUGUGCAGCCGCUCCCUGAACAAGCUGGCACAGCCCCUGCCCAUGGCCCACUGUGCCAACUCCCGCCUGGUCUGCAAGAUCUCCGGCGACGUGAUGAAUGAGAACAACCCACCCAUGAUGCUGCCCAAUGGCUACGUCUACGGCUACAACUCUCUGCUUUCUAUUCGUCAAGAUGAUAAAGUUGUUUGCCCAAGAACCAAAGAAGUCUUCCACUUCUCACAAGCCGAGAAAGUGUACAUCAUGUAGGCCCCACGUCGCCAGCGCACACCUCAGGGUCAGGGACUGUGUGGCACGGAGGCCACCCCUCGUCCUGCCCCUGAGCUCCAGCUGCCAGGAGUUUCUGUUUCUUGCGACCAAAGAUCAGUGAGCAAUGAUAAAUACUCCUAGGAAGAGAAGAAAUAAGAUUUAAUAAGUUUGUACUUGAAAACAACGUUUUGAUUGUUAGGAUUUUGUAACAUAAGUCAACUAUCUCACCUUUCAAAGAAAACUUUUCUUUAAAGACUGACCUAACAUCAAGGGAAGCUUAAGAACAUUUCAAAAAUAGGAACCAAUUAUUUCCUGUGUUUCUCAGUUUCCUCCCUUUUGCUAAUGAGACUUGGAGAACAGGCCAGUCGUUGGCCAUCUCGUGGCAGGCCUGGGAGAGGUGGCAGCGAUGCCGGACUGGCCUGCAGUGACUCAUAAUGCAGAGCCACAGGGCACUUUCAAGUCUUCAUCCUAGAGCUGCUGCCAAAUGCCUGGUCCCAUGGCCCACAGGGGCUGGCUCUAAGGACUGCCCACCUGCACCAUGUGCCCGCAGGACUGUCAGUAUGUGCGUAGGUUCAACAUCACGUCUUCGUGCGCCGCCUUAUUUCCUGCUUUGAGAAUGUAUUUACGUGGAAAUCCACUGGACUGAGUUUCUGCAGAUGCCUUGCUGGAUGGUUCCAUAACUUUAGAGUCUAAAUACUAUUCGUACAGAAACUAAUCGUUCAGUUGAAAUAAGUACUGAUGACUUCUCAAGACGAAUGAACCGUCGUAGCUUACACAGAACUAUAUUGUAGAGGUUUGUAUUUAGUGCUUAUUUUUGCAUGUUGAUGUCGAUUAGCUAAUAAACUGUAAAUGUAAAACAUGUUAAUAAAAUGGUUUUCCGUUUCUUA
Galeopterus variegatus (Sunda flying lemur) is the source of this 2070-nucleotide messenger RNA. It is a transcript of the gene MAEA, whose product is annotated as macrophage erythroblast attacher. Gene Ontology annotation, biological process: proteasome-mediated ubiquitin-dependent protein catabolic process. Gene Ontology annotation, cellular component: nucleus; cytoplasm; GID complex. The record is from RefSeq and is a predicted model, not a curated record. The coding region runs from base 137 to 1183 and encodes 348 amino acids. Gene Ontology annotation, molecular function: protein binding; ubiquitin protein ligase activity. The transcript is spliced from 9 exons. NCBI's taxonomy places the organism in Eukaryota, Metazoa, Chordata, Mammalia, Dermoptera, Cynocephalidae.